Aureobasidium pullulans EXF-150 is the source of this 1137-nucleotide messenger RNA. RefSeq lists its product as uncharacterized. NCBI's taxonomy places the organism in Eukaryota, Fungi, Ascomycota, Dothideomycetes, Dothideales, Saccotheciaceae. The transcript is spliced from 3 exons. The record is from RefSeq and is a predicted model, not a curated record. The coding region runs from base 1 to 693 and encodes 230 amino acids.
AUGUCGACACAAGCGCCCGCGCCAACGGCCCCGCAGCAGCCACUCUCGGACCCGAACACAAUUCAGAUCCCAGAGUGGGACUCAAACGCAGUGCACACCUCGAAAGAUGGAGUUGCGACAACAUCACAACCUGGAGCUCAUCAUGGAGGGAAGGCAGUACUCCAAGAGAAGUUCAAUGCAGUCCUCCCAAGAUCGCGAUCAUAUUUCGGUCUCAAAAGACGCACCUUCCUGAUCGUCGUCGCUUGCGCAUUUCUUGCAUUGCUCGCUCUCAUUAUUGGUCUCGCUGUUGGUUUGACCAAGCAUUCAAAAGGUGGACAGAAUCUGCCACUCCCGACAAACAGCGAGCAGCAUGAAGGAGAUCUUACCUACUACGGUACUGGUCUAGGCUCUUGUGGCCUUACAUCCACUGACAGCGACAUGAUCGUUGCUGUCUCCCACUACGUCUUUGACGCUGCGUCAAGAAGUUCGGAUCCGAAUCAGAAUCCAUUGUGUGGUCUGAAGCUCAGAGCCUCGAGAUAUGAUGAACAAGUCGGAGAGAGGAGAAGCGUUGAUCUUAAGGUUGUUGAUCGCUGUGUGGGAUGUGCCGCUACGGACAUUGAUGUGUCUCCGGCUGCCUUCGACAAGCUUGCAGCUAGAGCCAGCGGCAGAGUCGACGUGACUUGGGCAUGGCUUUCUCCACAGGCCACUGCUUGAGCAGUCCAUCAUCUAGGAACCACGACCGCACAUGGGAUAUGGACGAGAACUGGUGAUCGACGAACGUUGAUGAAGACAUGAUUAAUUCGUUUCGCGCAUCGAAGUGCUCUUUUCUCUGCAGAACCAGCCUGCAACUCUAAUUUGAAGAAACAAACUCCGCAAUCAACUGAAUAUCGACACAGUUGCGAGGAGUAGUAACGUUCAUCCACCUGUACCAAAUGGCAGUAGCUCUGCCCCAUUCCAAUGCCUGAUCGCAGGCUAUUUAUCAAAGUCAGCAUCUCACAUCCCACAACUCUUAAGGAUCGGGGAACGAAACUCACCAUACCAAGCCACUCUCUGAGAAGCCCAAUCGACGAUUCCACCCUCGUUGACAAACACGCCCUUGGUACCCUGUUGACCAGAGAAGAUCUGCGCAAUCGAAGCAUUCGAGUACGACAGCAAGUU